CACCUUGACAUGCGCAUUUCUACUUGAGGACCGCGGGGGGAGGUGGUGUGGGGGGGGUCAUUUCACCUCCUUGUUUCAGAAGAAUUAGUAGUAGUAGUAGGAGGAGGAGUAGUAGAAGAAGAGGAGGAUAAUUGUGCGGAACUUCUUUUUGGGGCAGAUGGUUGCACCAUGUCGAGGCGCAAGCAAGCCAAACCUCAGCACAUCAACUCGGACGAACCUUCUCCUGCCGCCGCUUCCUCCUCGUCCUCCUCCUCUUGCAGCCACAAUGAUGAGCCAGCUGAGGAGGCCGGGGGCGGCCAAGUGAAGAGGUUCCGAAUGGACCAGACCAAGGUCUGCGGCAAGUGCUGCGCCGAGUUCUUCGACGAGGCCCAGUUCGUGGAGCACGAAAAGACCUGCGCCAAGAACCAGCAGGUGCUCAUCAUGAAGGACGGCGACGGCAGCGAGGAAUAUUCCCAAGGCUCCCCCGCCAGCGACGACGACGACAGCCGCUCCAGCAACCUGUCGCUCGCCAACGGAGACCAGAUGGAGCGAGCCGAGGAGGACUCCAACAUGAUGGCAGAGGACCCGCGGGAGACCGAGACCAUCUUCCAGUCUUCUCCCGACACGCCGUCUCAGGACGCCAUGCAGGUCCUCCCCAUGAUCUUGGAGCAGUUGGUGUGCCUCCAGCAGCAGCAGCUACAGCAGAUCCAGAUCACGGAACAGAUCAGAAUCCAGGUGGCCAUGAUGACCCCGCAGGGUCUCCAGUCGUCCGUGGGGGCCGGCGCCGACCCCCUCAAGGCCCUCGGGGCUCAUCUCUCCCAGCAGCUGUCUGCCGCAGCAGCCUUGAUCGGGAAAAGGAGCGGGAGUCAAAGCCUGUCCGUGGAGGCGGUGAAGACGGCGGCGCUGCCGCUAGCCGCUAGCAUGUCGGCGUCUGUGCCCGGAGGCCUGAGCGCGACGGGCGGUCCGGAUCUGGCCGGCCGUUUGGCGGCCCUGCUGCCCGAGUCGUCGUCUUCGGCGGCAGCGGCGGCCUUCCCGGGCGCCUUCAGCGCCAUCCAAGCGGGGCCGGACUCCAAAAAGGCAAAGGGGAAGCUGCUGACUCUCCCGGGGGAGUCCAAGACCGGCGAGUCCAUGUACAAGCACAAGUGCAAGUACUGCGGCAAGACCUUCGGCAACGACAGCGCCCUGCAGAUCCACCUGCGCUCCCACACGGGGGAGCGGCCCUUCAAGUGCAACAUCUGCGGGAACCGCUUCACCACCAAAGGCAACCUGAAGGUGCACUUCCAGCGGCACAAGGACAAGUAUCCCAACAUCAGCAUGAACCCCCACCCCGUGCCGGAACACCUGGACAACAUUCCCACCAGCAGCGGGAUUCCCUUCGGGAUGUCCGUGCCCAUGGAGGAGCCCGGCGAGAUGAAGCCGGUGCUCGGCUUCCACUCCUUCAAGAGCACCUUUGAUGGCUUCGGAGGAGAGCCCUUUUCCCAGAGACCCUCGCCGUCAACAAGCGACGUCUUCAGCCAGGAGAGGAGGCUGGAUCACGGCCAGAAGGACGCCAAAGACCUCCUGGGACCGCCGCAUCACAUGAACGGGAGCGAGCAGAGCUCCGGAACGGCCAGGCUUCAGCAGAUGGUGGACGGCUUGGAGAAGAGGACCAACGACCCCAACGAGUGCGUCAUCUGCCACCGCAUCCUCAGCUGCCAGAGCUCGCUGAAGAUGCACUACCGCACGCACACCGGCGAGCGGCCGUACAAGUGCAAGAUCUGCGGCCGCGCCUUCUCCACCAAGGGCAACCUGAAGGCCCACUACGGCGUCCACCGCGCCAACACGCCUCUCAAAAUGCAGCACUCGUGCCCCAUCUGCCAGAAGAAGUUCACCAACGCCGUGGUCCUGCAGCAGCACAUCCGCAUGCACAUGGGCGGGCAAAUCCCCAACACCCCCGUGCCCGAAAACCCCUUCGAGGCGCAGCCGGAAGCCGUCCGCUCCUCCCUGCCGGAGGAGAGGUCGGCGGAGGUCAAGGGCGUUGACGCCAGCGUGGAAAACCCAGAAGCGGAUGUGAAGCCCAACGAGAACGCCGACGCCCUGCCGCCUGCCGCCGACGCGCCGGCCGCCGUGUUCUCCAGCCUGGACGUCUUGAAGAACCUCACCUCGGCUCUGGCGCUGAACCGCCAGAGCAGCGUUCAGUCGGAGAGCGAAGGAACGCCCACCGAGUCGCCGGCGGCUCCCAGAGAGCAGGAGAACGGCUGCAGCCCGGGGCUGUCGGACGCCGCCGCCUUCCAUUCGGCGUCCCCCGUCAACGACAACGGAGGCGGCCUCAACCCUCCCGAACCGGCUGGCGAGGAGUUUCCAAGGAACGGCUCCAAAGCCGAUCUGGACGCUCCGUCUCAAGACGCCGGCGAAUCCAGCGGCGCUCUCGACCUCACGGCGUCCAGCAGCUUCACCCCGAGAACCAUCAAAGAAGAACCCGGCCUGCCCUUCGCCAACGGAGAAUACGGCCCGAGCGGCAUAUCUUUCAUGAGGAUCUCCUCCGCUUUGGCGGGUCUGGAGAUGAAGAUGCCCCCAGAGAACGCCAUGGGCGGCCACGCUUUGUUCGGCUCUCCGAUGCCUCAGGGGGCGGCGCCGCCUUCACUGGUCUCGGCCACGCCUCGCCGCGCCGCCAAGCAGCACGUUUGUAACGUCUGCGGGAAGAACUUCUCCUCGGCCAGCGCCCUGCAGAUCCACGAGCGCACCCACACCGGGGAGAAGCCCUUCGCCUGCAACAUCUGCGGCAGGGCCUUCACCACCAAGGGCAACCUGAAGGUGCACAUCGGCACCCACAUGUGGAACAGCUCGUCCAGGCGGGGUCAGCGGCUCUCGCUGGACAGCCCCAUGCCGCUGAUGACCAUGGGCCCCGAGGCCAAGAUGGCGGCCCCGCCCAAAGACCUCCCCCAGGCGCCGCCCAUGAACUUCGACCCGUCCCUUUGGAACCAGUACGCGGCGGCGGCCUUCACCGGCGGCCUGACCAUGAAGACCAAUGAGAUCUCCGUCAUCCAGGGGGGCGGCAUCCCCCUGCCCGGGAGCCCCGGGGGCGGCGGCGCCCCGCUGAUUGGCUCCACCGGGGGCCUGGUGAAGAUGGACGGAUCGCACGCCGGCUCGGGCUCGCACGCCGGCGCCCACUCCAGCUCGCACUCGGGCUUGCCCCCCAGCGUGGCGGAAAUGGAGAAGAACGGCUCGGACGGCGUCCCCAAAUCUCAGUUCCCGCAUUUCAUGGAGGAGGGGAAGAUUGCGGUGAAUUAGCCGCCACCUGGACUUGUCUCCGACCCCCCAAAUGAGGUACAAUCAAUCUUCACCCAAAGACCGUUGGACCUGAUGGAACUACUGUAGGUCUUUCCAUCGCUUGGUCUUGUCUCCUCCAUUGGUUGGUCUCGUCUCCUCCAUUGGUUGGUCUCGUCUCCUCCAUUGGUUGGUCUCGUCUCCUCCAUUGGUUGGUCUCGUCUCCUCCAUUGGUUGGUCUCGUCUCCUCCAUUGGUUGGUCUCGUCUCCUCCAUUGGUUGGUCUCGUCUCCUCCAUUGGUUGGUCUCGUCUCCUCCAUUGGUUGGUCUCGUCUCCACAGGCUUGAAUGUAUCUCUUACUUGAAACCUCUUUCCUUUGUUCCUGUUUUUGAAGGUUGCCGUUAAAAGCUGGUGUCUUCAGGUCAGCGCUCAGGCCCCCCCCCCCCCCCCCCCCCCCAUGUUUUUAUUUUCUAGUGUAUGUUUGACAUUGAAGGGGCAGACGGGCCCGUCUAUAAUAAAGUAGCCAUUUGGUGCAGGUAGCCGGCGAGUGCCUGACUGGAAUGGUGUGAUGUCAGAUUGAAGGCUGGGUGAUCUUUGCGCCACGUCGCAUUGCUCGUGUGGCACACGUGCACGCGUGCCGCCUGUGGUUCCCUUGUGGGGUCCUUUUUUUUUUUUUUUUUUAAAUCUCCAGCCUGCACUUUAUUGAAGGUUUACGCUAACAUUGCAUCUGUCUUCAUCCUGUUUAACCGUCUUCAAGUUGUAGCAUCCUUAAUUUAUUUGUAAUCCACAAGGCUUGACAAGUUCAGGGGGUUAAAGUCUACCUCUUUGUGUGUGUGUGUGUGUGUGUGUGUGUGUGUGAGACUCAACAGUACAUUCUUUCUGCUGUGUUGAAAUGAAACGAAUGUAUCACUGGACACUUUACACGAGUCCUGAUGAGUCCCCCCCUGCUGUACAUUCCUUGGCCAUAUGCAUUUGCCACAUUGUGCCUUUUUGCCACCAAGAGAACCGUGUCCAAAACUGCUUUCAAUCCAAUGUUGAGCCGCUGCGGCUUGUUUACGGUGUACAUUGUUGCCUUUUCUUCUUCUAAUGUUUCCUUCAAUGAUAUUUGCUGGUUUUGAAAAAUAAAAUCAGGGUGACUUUUUUUUCCAACGUGGAUUUUACCAUUCUCUU
Molecule: messenger RNA, 4394 nt
Organism: Doryrhamphus excisus (bluestripe pipefish)
Lineage: Eukaryota; Metazoa; Chordata; Actinopteri; Syngnathiformes; Syngnathidae
Gene: sall4
Product: spalt-like transcription factor 4
Biological process (GO): regulation of transcription by RNA polymerase II
Cellular component (GO): nucleus
Molecular function (GO): DNA-binding transcription factor activity, RNA polymerase II-specific; RNA polymerase II cis-regulatory region sequence-specific DNA binding
Source: RefSeq, a predicted model, not a curated record